Molecule: messenger RNA, 2244 nt
Organism: Ochotona curzoniae (black-lipped pika)
Lineage: Eukaryota; Metazoa; Chordata; Mammalia; Lagomorpha; Ochotonidae
Gene: LY6G6F
Product: lymphocyte antigen 6 family member G6F
Exons: 6
Coding region: 50-949 (299 amino acids)
Source: RefSeq, a predicted model, not a curated record
CCCUGAGGACAUCAGGUCUUGGAACAAGCGCACUCGGCAGGCCCUGACCAUGGCAGUCUUACUCAUCCUCCUUGUGUUUCUUCAGUGGCCCUCGCGAGCUGCUGCAGACAACAUCCGGGAGAUCUACGUGUCCCUGGGGGAGGCCUUGGAGCUGUCAUGUCCUUUGCCACCCACCUUACAGGGGGACGAAGUCCUGUCUUGGUUCCAUAGCGCUGCCACAGGCUCUUCCACCACCAUGGUGACCCAAGUCCAAGUAGCCAAGUCCAUCCCAGACCUCGGAAAAACUAUAAAGGACUCCAGGCUCAAGCUGCUGGGAAACUAUUCUUUAUGGCUGGAGGAGUCCAAAGAGAGAGACGCCGGGAGGUACUGGUGUGCUGUGCUGGGUCAGCGCUACAAGUACCAGAACUGGAGGGUGUAUGAUGUCUCCCUGCUCCAAGGAUCCCAGUUGUCUGCAAGGACCGCAAAUGGGUCUUCCUGCACGGUCCUCCUUUGUUCCAUGCUGCCCGCCAAACGCCUGGACUUCGUGACCUGGCUGGAGGGGAAGGGUCCCGUGAGGGGCCGUGUCCAGUCCUUUUGGAGCGAUGGGGCUGCCCUGUUACUAGUGUGUCCUGGGGAAGGGUUUUCUGAGUCCAGGGGCCGUAGACCAAGAACCAUCCGCUGUCUCAUAUCUCAAAACAAUGCAGUCAACUUUAACCUGCCAGCCCUCGUAGAUGCCUCUCCUGUCCACUGUGCCGCUGCCAUGGGUUGGGAUGUGACCUGGAUCCUUUUGCUGCUGCUUAUUGCUGGCCAAGGCCUCACGAUCCUGGCCCUCAGCGUCGUGUUGUGGAGGCGGAGGCUUCAGGCAGCUCCAGGCAGAGAUGCCCCGAUUCCUCACUUCAAACCCGAGAUCCAGGUCUAUGAGAACAUCCAUCUGUCCCAUCUCAGUCCGCCGGUCCACAAGAUCAAGUGACCCUCAGUGACACCUGCUGUGGAGAGUCACCAGCUAUCUCCCAGAAAACCUUGCGGGGAGGCUGCAGUGACUAACAAUGCCACCUCUUGCUAUCCAGCUGGCCUCCGGCACCCCCCAAGCUGUGGGUCCAAUGGGGGUGAAGGAAAGGAGGAAUUUAUUCUAUGAUGCUAUCUAAAGAGUGUGCGCUCCUGCAUCAGCCAGUUUUGGCAGGGUGGGGUGCUGAGCCCAGAGUACUGUGGGAUUAAGGGGAGGCUAGGACAGCCGGUGAGGAUGAGGAGGGUAGGAGUGGGCAGGGAAGAGACAGAGGAAUCCAGACUGGAACAAUGGUGGGGAACUGGUGUCAAGGGAAUCUGAGAACAAAGAGGGGCUCUGAAGAAGAGAGAAGAAACUGGGUGAGAGUAAGAAAAUGGAACAAAGUGAGACUGAGGGAUAGAGAAAGAUGGAUCAGCCAGAUGCCCUGCCACCUCACCAUUCUUGUUUCACCCACAGAGAGAGGAAAGUGGGGCUUCCUGGGUGGAGGGGAGGCAAAUGAGCGGGGCUGGGCUCCCUGCCUGACCCCAUGCUUAUCCCAGGCACUCACGCUCUUCCUGUGGUGCUCCGCUGUGGCAACUGUCCAUCUGGCUAUCUGGCUAUCCGUAGGGUGCAAAUAACUUAUCGCCUCUCUGACCCCCCAGGAGCACCCUGCUUAACCUCCCCAGCAGAGGGUGUGGCCCCAGGGGCUGGCUGUGGGAUUUCUGAGGAAGACCUGUCACGCUGAGCUCUACAGGAAGUGUGACCAAGUUUCCCAAGGUGACCAUCCCCCAGGCCCAGGUAGAAAUGAGAGGGCCUCCCAGCCACCCCUUGUGAGUAACUCCCCCAGGUGACCCUUCAUGUGGAAGCUCAAGCUUGGGCCUCACUGGAGAGAAGCUUUGUCCUAAUUCCCUGGCACUGCAGCUGCCUGAGCUAGGAUGCAGCUAUUAACACCGAUGGAGAAUGAGGGGAAGAUGACCAUCUGGCUCUGGGUCCAGCAUCUCAGCCUGACAGACCAAGCAGCUGCGGUUUGCUUGUAGCAUGUAGGUGUGCACACAUAUCCAAAGUGCACACAUUAGGCAUGGCCAGGCACCCAGGAAGCCCUUUUCAGAAGCAUACCCUCGGAAGUUCUCCACCCUCUCCUUCCUGAGCACACUACCUCCCACACCAACCUUUCCUAGGGAGACUUUCCUCCCCAUCCUGGUGCUCCUUCAGUUCCAUUUCCCAGAACCAAACCCACAGCUCCAUCAAAAUGCCUGCCUUGUGGUUUGUGCAGUGGCUUAACA